AUGAAAAAGGUUUUGAAAGAGUGGUUUUUAAAAGCUCCAUGGGGAAAAAUUGCUCUUAUAUCAUGGGGCGAUCCAAAUGGGGAACCUGUUCUCCUUGUGCAUGGAAGGCAGGACAGUGUAAGCACAUUCAUUCCCCUUCUAGAACUUUUGCCAGAUACAUACCACUAUGUGGCUAUGGACAUACCUGGUAAUGGUCUGUCAGAUCCAUUACCUAUAGGUUUGAAGCUGACGAGAAUCUUCCCGGUGGUGGUGAUAGAAAUGGUUGCAGAGCAUAUGAAUUGGAGGGAGUUCAUCUACAUUGCGCACUCUAUGGGGACAGAACUAGGUUUAUUUUAUAACGCGGUUUAUCCGGGCAAUUUGAAAAGGUGCAUUUAUCUGGAUGGAGCGCCGGCGAUACAGAGACUACUGAUGACCGACUACGCCGCUUACUACAAAACAUUUUACUUGGACUAUUAUGAUAAUUAUGACAGCAUAAACACAGACGAUCGCGUGUACAGCAGACGGGAUGCAGUCAGAGCUGUCAUGAAAGCUAGAAGCCUAACCUCUGAUCAGGCGGAACUAAUCUUGACUAGGAAUUUGAAAAAAAUCGGCGACGACAAGUACAAG
Molecule: messenger RNA, 606 nt
Organism: Iphiclides podalirius (scarce swallowtail)
Lineage: Eukaryota; Metazoa; Arthropoda; Insecta; Lepidoptera; Papilionidae
Source: the annotation of a GenBank genome assembly